Messenger RNA from Neurospora crassa OR74A, 1227 nucleotides. RefSeq lists its product as hypothetical. The record is from RefSeq and is a predicted model, not a curated record. The transcript is spliced from 3 exons. NCBI's taxonomy places the organism in Eukaryota, Fungi, Ascomycota, Sordariomycetes, Sordariales, Sordariaceae. The coding region runs from base 55 to 954 and encodes 299 amino acids.
AACAGCUAAGGACACUUGGGCACUUCAACUGUGCAAUCCAACUUCAACAUCACGAUGCUCGACUAUACAGAAUACAACAACGUGUUCCCCUCUCCGGGAUUCAUAAACCCCUACGAUCACAAGGGAGCCAGUGCCAUUGAGACUUUCCGCAAAUCAUUGGGCGGCGUCCUGUUUGUGGAUCGCGUCCUAAGUCGGUUAGGCAUCGCCCAAGGCACUGCAUAUCCGCCCAGAGGUGAGAACGGCUUGCGCUCCCUCCACCAACAAAUCUGCCAGAGCAGCGCCUCGUCGAUCCAAAAGAUAUCCGUUCUUUACUAUCUCCUCCUCGACCAUGAUGACGUCCAUCCAGGUCGUUCGCAUUGGGCGGACAGCUUUGCUGAGGAGACGGGACUGCCGAAAAAGUACCAGAUCCUUAUGAGGGGCCUGUGGCACAUGGAUCGCAUGGAGUUCAAGUACGCAAUCGAAAACCUAACCCACCCAUCCCUCCCCACCGAAUUCGCCGACGAAAUCACCAUCGCCCUUGUCCGCCAUCCGCUCGUCAACAAGCGCAGCUCCACCAGUCAGAGCGAUUACACGCUAGCUCUCGCCUACUUCCACGCCGCCCAGCCCGUCUUUACUUCAUCCGAGGCUCUCGAGCUGCUCUUUGGCGCUCUUGCUCGUACUAACGUCACCGAAGCACUCGAUUUCUCGCGUCGCUACCCGGAGUGGACCCGCCAGCAGCUGUUUGAAAGGUUAGUAGCUUCCAUUCUAGAGCAGCCGGACAAGUUAGGAGCGAGGGGCAAGGAACUCGUUAGCGCGGCGUUGACGGGCGAGGAGGAAAGCUGGUUUCAGGAGUACUUGAGGCACGGGGAAGGAAGGAAGAGUAAAGGCGCAAAUGCGCUUUUGAGGAUGAGAGGGGUUGUGACGGGGAGGUUGAGCAGCACUGCCGCUCUGGAGAACCUUGCUGGUUAUUCGUGAGGCUAAAGAGUUGUGGGUAUACCUUCAUAGCUUGGCAGUUUUCUGUCGAUAGGUUGAUCUCUGGCAACGGGCAUAGCGACGGCGUUUGGAUACUUUUGGGUCUUGCCAUGGGGAGAUGGUCACCUGAGUCAACAUGUUUAUGACUGUUUAUCGUCAAACCGACGAGAAUGCUCUUUUGCUUUUUCGAUUUGCAGCAACGAAGGUCGAGUCUCGCUGACUGGCAGUAAUGACUGGACGUUCCUGAUUGGUUUCAAUCAACUGAAAGAGGCAUCC